Molecule: messenger RNA, 2280 nt
Organism: Coffea eugenioides
Lineage: Eukaryota; Viridiplantae; Streptophyta; Magnoliopsida; Gentianales; Rubiaceae
Product: rop guanine nucleotide exchange factor 1
Exons: 5
Coding region: 152-1885 (577 amino acids)
Molecular function (GO): guanyl-nucleotide exchange factor activity
Source: RefSeq, a predicted model, not a curated record
UUUAACUUUACCACUCUCCACUCCAUCCCAGCUCUAAAGAGUCAAGACCAGACAUCCAUUCAUGAAAUUACCAAAAUGCACCCGUAGCCCAUCUUCUACCUCAUGAAGCAAGAAUCUGUUUCUCGGGUAAAAUAGUAAUUCUGGAGUAGAAAUGGGGAGUGUGUCGUCGGAGGAAGGCUCCGAUCAGCAGAGCGAGAGGUGCGGAAGCUACAGUCUCAGUGCUGACGUCAGUGAGUCCGAGAGUUCCGGCAGCUUCACCUGUCGCCGCUGCUACCACGACGGUGCCGCCUCCUCUAGUUCCUUAGCUUCCUCUCCUCCGCCGCCUAAUCAGGAUAACAAUGUGGUCGGAAACUCUGUAUUUCUUGCUCCCUCUCUGAUCUUUCCUGGGAUUCUCGCCAAGGAUGCGAUGCUUCAGCCUCAGAAGCGCGAAGCCGAUUUGUCCGAAAUUGAGAUGAUGAAGGAAAGAUUUGCUAAAUUAUUACUUGGUGAAGACAUGUCCGGAGGUGGUAAAGGAGUCUGUACGGCCCUAGCUAUCUCGAAUGCCAUAACAAAUCUCUCUGCAACCGUAUUUGGGGAACUAUGGAGAUUGGAACCGUUGGCGCCUCAGAAGAAGGCAAUGUGGUUUAGAGAGAUGGAGUGGCUUCUGUGUGUGAGUGAUUCAAUUGUUGAGUUUGUGCCGUCAAAACAGCAGUUUCCUGAUGGAGGGAUGUACGAAGUAAUGGAAACUAAGCCGCGGUCUGAUUUGUCUAUGAAUCUCCCUGCGCUCAAGAAACUUGAUGCCAUGUUGAUUAGCAUUCUUGAAGGGUUUCAGGAUACAGAGUUUUGGUAUGUUGAUCGGGGGGUGAUUGUGGCUGAUCCCAGUGAAUGCAGUGCCUUUGCGUCAUCUGUAUCCAGUGGGAGGCCUUCAAUUAGGCAGGAGGACAAAUGGUGGCUUCCAUGCCCGAAAGUCCCUCCUAAGGGUUUAUCUGAAGAUGCAAGGAAGAGGUUGCAGCAGUGCAGAGAUUGCACGAAUCAGAUAUUGAAGGCAGCCUUAGCGAUAAACAGCAAUGUACUUUCUGAAAUGGAGAUUCCUAGUGCCUAUUUAGACUCACUGCCUAAGAAUGGGAAAGCUUGUUUGGGUGAUAUGAUCUAUCGUUAUAUUACUGCUGAUCAAUUCUCCCCUGAAUGUCUUCUGGAUUGUCUAGACUUGUCAUCUGAACAUCACACCUUAGAAGUAGCAAACAGAAUUGAAGCGGCUGUGCAUGUUUGGAUGCUGAAAAAUAGAAAAAAGCAUCCGAAACAUCAGAAGCCUAAGCGUAAAUCUUGGGGUGGUAAGGUCAAGGGCCUUGUUGCAGAUGCCGAUAAGAAUCAAUUUCUGGCACAAAGGGCUGAAAUCCUCUUGCAUAGCCUGAGGCUUCGUUUUCCUGGUCUGCCUCAAACUGCACUAGAUAUGAACAAAAUCCAGUACAAUAAGGAUGUUGGGCAGUCAAUUCUGGAAAGCUACUCAAGGGUAAUGGAGAGCUUGGCAUUUAAUGUCAUGGCGAGGAUUGAUGAUGUCCUGUAUGUGGAUGAUGCCACCAAGCGCUGCAAUGCAUUAGAAUGUGUGUCCUUUUUCAACAGGGGAGGUUUGGGUGGUCUUCCCAUCCAAAAGCGUAUAUCGCCAAGUCCUUUCUCCAUUCAGCACACCCCCUAUACCUCUCCCUUUGCAACUCCAUCAUUUUGUUUGUCCCCUCUAGUUGGUAGUAGCCCUGGAAGAGCUGUUUCCCCACGGAACGCUAAUGGUUUUAGGGAACCUCAAAAUCGUAAGAUUGACAAAGUAAUACCUGCUGACUUGGAUAAACUCUGGUCUUAUGCUGGAAGCCUUAGUGCUAGGAGAAUUUCUGAGAAUGUUCCAGAGCGUGAUUGAAUUAUUUUUCAACCAUCUGGAGGAGGCUACUUCACCUCUGGUGCAAAUGGAUAGUUCCCUUUAAAGUCCGGAUAUGUUGUGUAUCUGCAGUGCAGAAUAGAUGAAUAGGUAAGAUCAUGGGUUAAACCUUUGGCCAUGAGUUAUCUGCUGGUACUAGAUGGAAUGGUUACAGUAGUUGUAGUUCUAGAGUAAAUUUACUAAUUUAAUAGAAUCUCUUUUAUGCUUAGCAAUGGGGUACAGUUUGUGGAAGAGAAUUACUAGAUUACAUAAUUUGCUAUCCUCUAAAGAGAGAUAAACUUGCUGCUCUACUUUAGAGUACCAGCAUGGUGAUGGUAAUGCAGCGAAGGAAUUCUUUAAAACAUGACAUGCUGUAUAGAAAAGAAACUUGCUCAAAA